AUGGAAUUGGCAGAUGUGAAGAUUCGAGGCGACUUGAUGCUUCCGCGGAUCGGUCCGCCACUGGAUGAGACGGGAUUUUCGCGCUUCUUCAACCCGGAUGCGUCGGUGACAACCGGCGAUUUUCCGCCGAUCGGCCACUGCAUGACCACCGAGGGUUUGAAGAAUAAUGAGGAUGACGAGAAUAACGAAGACGAUCAUAAAAAGGGCGAGGCAGAGGGGGAACAGCCAGUCGUCCGAUCGACCGUCCUGCUUGCUGUGCUGCUGCUGCUGCUCCCAGGCACGUCGGCCAGGCCCAAGCAGGCCCAGAGGAGGCACCACAGUCCCUACGAAGGGCUGAUCGAAUUCGGAGGACUUGGAGGGUAUGGAGGGUAUAGAGGAUAUCCCGGAGGGUAUGGAGGGUUCGGAGGAUAUCCAGGGUACUACGGUGGGUACGACCCCCUGCGAGGAUACAUCAACAGGUCGGUCCUCAGGGCCCUCUAUCGAUACGGCGCCACACCUUACAGCAUGUACGGCUUCCCCUACGGACGCUGAUUCCGAGCGACUGGAUGUGAAACCUGAGCUACUGGAUGUGAAACCUGAGCUACUGGAUGUGAAACCUGAGCUACUGGAUGUGAAACCUGAGCGACUGGAUGUGAAACCU
Darwinula stevensoni is the source of this 640-nucleotide messenger RNA. The record is from the annotation of a GenBank genome assembly. NCBI's taxonomy places the organism in Eukaryota, Metazoa, Arthropoda, Ostracoda, Podocopida, Darwinulidae.